CUGCUCGGUGGUUUUUCGUCUUCUUUUGGCUGCUCUGAGUUCACCGUAUUGUUUGAGGGUGCCGUGAAUCGUUGGAGGAGGAGGGGGGGCUGAAUUGCCAAAUAUUUCCCGAUAGCGUACACAUCCGGAGUCUCGACUGUCGCCAUUUAAAGCCCGUUUGUAUGUUUUAAGACGCAGAUUUGUACAAUUUUUUAUUAAUUUAUUUUAAUUUCUUAGCUUAUGCUUCGCACUCUGGGAGGGCAGAAAUGGCGGCUAACAUGUACCGGGUCGGAGAUUAUGUUUUCUUUGAAAACUCCUCAAGUAACCCUUACCUGAUCCGUCGGAUAGAAGAACUCAACAAGACCGCCAGUGGGAAUGUUGAGGCCAAAGUGGUUUGUUUCUACAGAAGGAGAGAUAUCUCUCACAGUCUCAUCCAGCUCGCAGAUAAACAUGCAAAGGAGUUGGAGGAGGAGAAGGAGAGCCCAACAGAGACAGAGCUAACAGAAAAACAGAAACACCAGCUUCGUCACAGAGAACUCUUCCUCUCCAGACAGUACGAGAGUCUACCUGCGACACAUAUCAGGGGAAAGUGCAGUGUCGCGUUACUGAAUGAGACUGAAGCUGUCCUUUCAUACCUUGACAAAGAGGAUACUUUCUUCUAUUCGCUGGUGUACGAUCCGACGCAGAAGACUCUGCUGGCCGACAAAGGAGAGAUCAGAGUGGGACCUCGUUUUCAGGCAGAUGUACCUGAAAUGUUACAAGAAGGCGAGGCAGACGACAGGGACCAGGCCAAGCUAGAAGAGAAACUGUGGGAUCCUGAGUGUCCUCUCACCGACAAACAAAUAGAUCAAUUCCUGGUGGUGGCACGGGCGGUCGGGACGUUUGCCAGAGCGUUGGACUGCAGCAGUUCAGUCAGACAGCCAAGCUUACACAUGAGUGCAGCUGCAGCUUCACGAGACAUCACACUGUUCCACGCGAUGGAUACGCUGCAUCGCCAUAAUUACGAUCUGUCCAGCGCUCUGAGUGUGCUGGUCCCAGCGGGUGGUCCGGUGCUCUGCAGGGAUGAGAUGGAGGAGUGGAGCGCCUCGGAAGCUGCCAUGUUUGAAGAGGCUCUAGAGAAAUAUGGGAAAGACUUCAAUGACAUCCGACAAGACUUUCUGCCAUGGAAGUCUCUGACCAGUAUCAUAGAGUACUACUAUAUGUGGAAGACCACAGACAGAUAUGUUCAACAGAAGAGACUGAAGGCAGCUGAAGCAGAAAGCAAACUGAAGCAGGUUUAUAUUCCCACAUACAACAAACCCAACCCCAACCAGAUCUCAAUGACCAAUGGUAAGAUGGCAACAGUGAACGGAGCGGGCCCCGGGGCCUUCCAUACAGCAGGAGGGGGCAGAGCCUGCGAGAGCUGCUACACCAUGCAGUCGGCUCAGUGGUACUCAUGGGGACCUCCAAACAUGCAGUGUCGCCUGUGCGUUUCUUGCUGGAUGUACUGGAAGAAGUACGGUGGUUUGAAGAUGCCAAGCAGAGCCGAGGGCCCCGAGGAGAGGACCUCCCCCAGCCCAGCGAGCAACGAGUCUCGCUCAAGGGGUCACGCUCCCCGUCAGUCCAACCACAUGGUACCGAUGCGAAACAGYGGCAGCCCCAAGUCCUCCAUGAAGACCAAGCAGGCUUUCCUGCUGCAGGCCACCCGCCUCACCAAACUGGCCCGGCACAUGUGCCGGGACAUCAUCAAGCUGCGCCGCGCUGCGCGCCGGCCCUUUGUCCCCAUUAACUGUGGGGCCAUAAAGGCAGAGUACAUGUUGAGGGUGUCAGAAGGGCAGGGGACUCGGCUACCCAAAACCAGAGCCAUCCAGAGGAGCACUCUGACCAGUGUGCUGCAGUUUCUAGAGUCCCGCCCGGUGGCCCACGCCCCUCGCUCCCACCGCACCGCCGGCCUGCAGGCGCCUCCCCCCCGCCGCCUCCUCUCCUCCCUCCCGCACGGCCCCCACGGCCUGCUGGGAAAGCGCAGCUACCAUCACCACAGCAGGGCCGAGCCGGACAGGCGCUCAGCAGAGAACCCAGGAUCAACAGGUGGACCUCAAAUGCAUAACGGCCGCAACAGCAGUGGCGGAAACGCCCGAGGAGGGGUGAUGAUCCGCAAGAGACGUCCRAACUGGAUUGAUGCCCCAGAUGACAGCUUCUUCCUCGUCACCCGGGAGACCAGAGAGAGAGAGAGAGAGAGAGAGAUUGCACCAACAGCCCAAGAGGGUGUGUGCUGUUUUUAUUUUAUUUUUUAUCUUUUACAGUUCGACACGACAAGUUGAAGUUUGUUUCGAUAGUGAAUUGUUGUGAAGUUUCAUCAGUUUGUAUAAAGUUAUUUUGUUAUUUUGGGUGGGCGGGGUAAAAAUAAAAAUAAGGAAUAGCUCAGAUCUUUUGAAGUGGGGUUUUGUAUAAAAGUUGUGAUUAAUGAACAUCUUACCUGUUGUAGAUAGAUCUUUAAAUGGCCUCUGCAAAAAAAGGGGGCUUGUGGAGUUACAAUAAGGAGGAGCUCAUUGCAGUUCCAUUUUAUAUAGACCCCAACUGAAUGAUUUCAAUGUGAAAAAGACAGAUUUAAAAGCAUAUGUCUCAAGUGCUACAGUUAGCUGUUGAUGCUAGCUCCGCUUUCAAAUAGCUAUAUAAUUCUAUGAAAAUAAGCAUUUAAUGCAAAAUUCACAAAAAUAUAAAGUUUUUUUGAGAUUGUUUUUACUUGUGUUCUGAAAUUUUUGAAAUGAGUUGUUACGAGCUGGCAGUAUACUUUGGUAUUAGCUUCGCUUUCAUUAGCUCAUCAGUCUGUAUUUAAAUUCAAUGUAGUUUAUUUAUAUAGCACCAACUCACAAUAAAAGUCCUCCGAAGGCAUUGUACAAAAGGAGCAAGCAAAAAUUAAACAGUAUUUUUCUAAACUGAAGUCAUUCAGACAGCUGUCUGCAACAGGUAAGAUAUUAACUGUUCAACCCCUCAGAUGAUCUGCGCCAUUGCUUCAAGAGAAAAAAAAAACUGGUGGGGAUUGAAUACAUGGGGAGUGAGAAUAAACUAUUGUCCAGUGCUGACAUUAAAAAAGACACACAAAAAAGAAAUGCACUAUGAGUGUAAAGCAGUGUUUUCAAAAACAACUGCCUAAAAUUGCAUUUCACUUUCAGUUUUUCAUCUUCAGCUCCAACUAAAUAAAUAGGAGGCAGUGUGAAAGGAUGAUGUCAUUCAUCAAAGCUCCUGUAACUAUAUCCUGCUCUCAGUUAUUUAUAAUGAAUCUGCAGGUUUGAAAAUGUAAAAAAAAGAAGAAGAAGAAGAAGCAGGAAGCCAGCGUACAUCAAACAGGAUAAGCCUUCCACCUGUAUUAUAUAUUGUAUAUCUCAUCACAGCACUGUAAAUUCUUCUCAUCCACUUUCUAUGGCUAUCUAGCCCCUAACAUGGGUAUAAACGAACUUCCUUUGAUCAGAAAAAUGGUACAAAUUUGUCAAAUUUGCCCUCGAGGCUGUGACCUACCUGCAGCUUUUAGACUGCGCAGCUGUUUUCCUCGCUGCGUUUCCUUCUUUAAACCCAACAGACAGGUUUUCUCUGUUGUCAGACCUCUCGCUACGUGACACUGUUGCCUCCUGAAGCCGUGUGGGCCUUCGGGUGUGUUUUAUUCUGAGUUUAAAAACUGGCAUGUCUUUUGACCCGACGGCGGGUCACAUGAUUUCUUCUCUUUCAUUCCGAAUGUUUAUGUUCGUGUUUCCUGUCUGUCAUGUGUUUGACUCAUGAAUAUGCUGAGAAUAAUAAAAAAAGAUGAAAAAAAAAAAAAAAA
Molecule: messenger RNA, 3775 nt
Organism: Austrofundulus limnaeus
Lineage: Eukaryota; Metazoa; Chordata; Actinopteri; Cyprinodontiformes; Rivulidae
Gene: mta3
Product: metastasis associated 1 family, member 3
Biological process (GO): negative regulation of transcription by RNA polymerase II
Cellular component (GO): NuRD complex; nucleoplasm
Molecular function (GO): chromatin binding; histone deacetylase binding; sequence-specific DNA binding
Source: RefSeq, a predicted model, not a curated record